Molecule: messenger RNA, 439 nt
Organism: Patiria miniata (bat star)
Lineage: Eukaryota; Metazoa; Echinodermata; Asteroidea; Valvatida; Asterinidae
Product: E3 ubiquitin-protein ligase MIB2-like
Exons: 3
Coding region: 50-439 (129 amino acids)
Biological process (GO): protein ubiquitination
Cellular component (GO): cytoplasm
Molecular function (GO): ubiquitin-protein transferase activity; zinc ion binding
Source: RefSeq, a predicted model, not a curated record
UCACCCAGUACCGACAAUAACUUGCGUAUUAGUUGCCAUUUAAGCCGUCAUGUUUGUAGGGGUGCGAGUUGUACGAGGCCCGGACUGGAAAUGGGGCGACCAGGACGGGGGGAGAGGCUCUGUAGGCACCGUGGUCCCUGCAGAGUCUGCGGAGAGUGCCAAGGGUGUCUGGGUGCGAUGGGACGCGGGCAGGAAAGCAAACUACCGCGCUGGUGGAGAAAAAGGCACGUACGAUCUGCGGAUUUACGAUAACGCCCAACAAGGAGUGAAGCAUCCGAAUGUCAACUGCGACUGCUGUCCAGAGGAAGGCAUCCUCGGCUUACGCUGGAAGUGUCUAGAGUGUCAUGACUUUGACUUGUGUCACAGCUGCUAUAAUGAGGGAAAGCAUGACCUGGGUCAUCGCUUCACUAGGAUCGAAACCAACUCAGUUCCAGGGUGA